CUGUGAAAUCUGGGGAUGGCAAAGAGGCACCUCUAGUGAAAUAUUCUAAGAGGUGUCAGGCUCUGCUGAGUGCUAAAUUAGAGAAAGCUGUUACUUAUAUAACUUCCUGUAAUUGCCCGGCAGUAGCUGCAGCUGAGGACAGCCGCCCUCUCUCGGUCUCUGCUGAGCGGAGGCUACAUGGCCCUUCCUCCUUGCAGUUGUUUCACCUUCUACCUUGCGUGGAGUCAGACUUUUGCACCGAAUCUGAGAUGCCAUUUUAAACAGAAGACUCCAUUCUCUUGAAGAUGGGAAAUUCUUACGCUGGACAGCUGAAGACGACACGCUUUGAAGAGGUCUUGCACAAUUCCAUCGAGGCAUCCCUGCGGUCCAACAACCUGGUGCCCAGGCCCAUCUUUUCCCAGCUGUACCUGGAAGCUGAGCAGCAGCUUGCCGCUCUAGAAGGUGGUAGCCGAGUGGACAAUGAGGAAGAGGAAGAAGAGGGAGAAGGAGGACUGGAAACAAACAGCCCCCCAAACCCUUUCCAGCUGCACCCUCCGCCUGAAGGAUGCUGCACCACAGAUGGGUUCUGUCAGGCCGGGAAGGACCUGCGCCUCGUCUCCAUUUCCAACGAGCCCAUUGACGUCCCUGCGGGCUUUCUCCUCGUGGGGGCCAAGUCCCCCAGCCUACCGGACCAUCUCCUGGUGUGCGCCGUUGACAAGAGGUUCUUGCCGGAUGACAAUGGCCACAAUGCUCUUCUUGGUUUCUCUGGGAAUUGUGUUGGCUGUGGAAAGAAAGGCUUCUGUUACUUCACAGAAUUCUCCAAUCAUAUAAAUCUGAAACUGACCACUCAACCCAAGAAGCAGAAACACUUGAAGUAUUACCUGGUCCGUAACGCACAAGGGACUCUCACCAAAGGACCUUUAAUCUGUUGGAAAGGCUCAGAGUUUAGAAGCCGGCAGAUCCCCACCAGUACUUGUUCUGGUUCCUUCUUCCCGGCCCUGGAGAGCACGGCUGCCUUCCCCAGCGAGUCCAUUCCCGGGACGAACCCCAGCAUCCUGACGGGAGCUCAGCAGGCAGGACCAGCUUCUGAUCACUCCUCACUAAGCGCAACAGUGGGUCCGGCUGUUUUCAACGGCAAAGAUUCCCCAAAGUGCCAACAGCUGGCAAAGAAUAACCUGUUGGCCUUGCCGCGACCAUCGGCUUUAGGUAUCUUGUCAAACUCCGGGCCCCCCAAAAAACGCCACAAAGGAUGGUCUCCAGAAUCUCCAUCAGCUCCAGACGGUGGCUACCCCCAAAGUGGUGGGAACAGAGCUAAGUAUGAGAGCACAGGCGUGUCCUGCGUGCCCCAGGUUGGCUUGGUGGGACCAGCUUCAGUCACCUUCCCAGUGGUGGCCUCUGGAGAACCAGUGUCUGUUCCUGACAACUUGCUGAAAAUAUGCAAGGCCAAGCCGGUGAUAUUUAAAGGCCACGGGAACUUCCCUUACCUGUGUGGGAACUUGAAUGACGUCGUGGUCAGCCCCCUCCUGUACACGUGCUACCAGAAUUCCCAGUCUGUCUCGCGGGCAUACGAGCAGUACGGCGCCUCUGCCAUCCAGCCCAUCUCUGAGGAGAUGCAGCUCCUGCUGACUGUGUACUACCUGGUCCAGCUGGCCGCGGACCAGGUGCCCUUGAUGGAGGACCUGGAGCAGAUCUUCCUGCGCUCUUGGCGCGAGUCGCACCUGACCGAGAUCCGGCAGUACCAGCAGGCGCCGCCGCAGCCCUUCCCACCCGCGCCCAGCGCCGCGGCACCCGUGACCUCCGCGCAGCUGCCCUGGCUGGCCAGCCUGGCCGCCAGCUCCUGCAACGACAGCGUGCACGUCAUCGAGUGUGCCUACUCCCUGGCCGAGGGCCUCUCCGAGAUGUUCCGGCUGCUGGUCGAGGGCAAGCUCGCCAAGACCAACUACGUGGUCAUCAUCUGUGCCUGCCGCAGCGCGGCCAUCGACUCCUGCAUCGCCGUCACUGGAAAAUACCAAGCCCGGAUUCUUUCCGAGAGCCUUCUCACCCCAGCGGAGUACCAGAAGGAAGUCAAUUACGAGCUGGUUACAGGGAAGGUGGACUCGCUGGGGGCCUUCUUUAGCACCCUCUGUCCAGAGGGUGACAUUGACAUUUUGCUGGACAAAUUUCACCAGGAAAAUCAAGGCCAUAUUUCUUCCUCACUCACUGCCUCUUCUGUCACUAAAGCAGCAUCCCUGGAUGUCAGUGGGACACCGGUGUGCACAAGUUACCAUCUGGAGCCACACAGCAUCCGACCCUUCCAGCUGGCAGUGGCGCAGAAGCUCCUCUCCCAUGUGUGUUCCAUUGCGGAUUCCAGCACCCAAAAUCUGGACCUGGGAUCCUUUGAGAAGGUGGACUUUCUCAUUUGCAUUCCGCCCUCAGAAGUGACCUACCAGCAGACUCUGUUCCACGUGUGGCAUUCAGGGGUUUUACUGGAGCUUGGUCUGGAGAAAGAGCACAUGACGAAGCAGAGGGUGGAACAGUAUGUCCUGAAGCUAGACGCGGAGGCACAGACAAAAUUUAAGGCUUUUCUGCAAAACUCCUUCCAGAACCCGCACACACUUUUUGUCCUCAUCCAUGACCAUGCGCACUGGGAUCUUGUGAGUAGCGCUGUUCAUAACCUCUAUUCUCAAAGUGACCCGUCGGUGGGAUUGGUGGACCGAUUGCUCAACUGCAGGGAGGUGAAGGAGGCCCCUAACAUUGUGACACUUCACGUGACCUCCUUCCCGUAUGCACUGCAGACACAGCACACCCUCAUCAGCCCCUACAAUGAGAUCCACUGGCCCGCCUCCUGCAGUAAUGGAGUGGACUUAUAUCAUGAGAAUAAGAAGUACUUCGGGCUGUCGGAGUUUAUUGAAUCCACCCUUUCAGGGCACAGCCUCCCCUUGCUCAGAUACGACAGCUCCUUUGAAGCCAUGGUCACUGCAUUAGGAAAAAGAAAUUUCCUUUUGAUGUGGCAGAAAAUCGAGGAUGUGGAGUGGAGACCCCAGACUUACUUGGAGCUGGAGGGUCUGCCUUGCAUCCUGAUCUUCAGUGGGAUGGACCCGCACGGGGAGUCCUUGCCGAGGUCUUUGAGGUACUGCGACCUGCGAUUGAUAAACUCAUCCUGCUUGGUGAGAACAGCCUUGGAGCAGGAGCUGGGCCUGGCUGCCUACUUUGUGAGCAACGAGGUUCCCUUGGAGAAGGGGGCUAGGAACGAGGCCUUGGAAAGUGAUGCAGAGAAGCUGAGCAGCACAGACAACGAGGAUGAGGAGCUGGGGACAGAAGGCUCCACCUUGGAGAAGAGAAGCCCCAUGAAAAGGGAGAGGUCCCACUCCCACGACUCAGCAUCCUCGUCCCUCUCCUCCAAGGCGUCCGGUUCAGCGCUCGGUGGUGAGUCCUCGGCUCAGCCCACAGGGCUCCCCCAGGGAGAGCAUGCCAGGUCGCCCCAGCCCUGUGGCCCCACAGAGGAGGGCAGAGCCCCUGGUGAGAAACAGAGGCCCCGGGCAAGUCAGGGGCCACCGUCGGCCAUCAGCAGGCACAGUCCUGGGCUGAUACCCCAGCCUGACUGCAGUCUCAAGACCAGCCAGAGGAGCGUCCAGGUGUCGGUCACCUCGUCGUGCUCCCAGCUGUCCUCCUCCUCGGGCUCGUCCUCCUCAUCCGUGGCGCCUGCUGCCGGCACGUGGGUCCUGCAGGCCUCCCAGUGCUCCCUGACCAAGGCCUGUCGCCAGCCGCCCGUCGUCUUCUUGCCCAAGCUCGUGUACGACAUGGUUGUGUCCACUGACAGCAGCGGCCUGCCCAAGGCUGCCUCCCUGCUGCCCUCCCCCUCAGUUAUGUGGGCCAGCUCUUUCCGCCCCCUGCUCAGCAAGACCAUGACGUCCACUGAGCAGUCCCUCUACUACCGGCAGUGGACGGUGCCCCGGCCCAGCCACAUGGACUACGGCAACCGGGCCGAGGGUCGCGUGGACGGCUUCCACCCCCGCAGGCUGCUGCUCAGCGGCCCCCCUCAGAUCGGGAAGACAGGCGCCUACCUGCAGUUCCUCAGUGUCCUGUCCAGGAUGCUUGUUCGGCUCACGGAAGUGGAUGUCUAUGACGAGGAGGAGAUCAAUAUCAACCUCAGAGAAGAAUCUGACUGGCAUUAUCUCCAGCUUAGCGACCCCUGGCCAGACCUGGAGCUGUUCAAGAAGUUGCCCUUUGACUACAUCAUUCAUGACCCGAAGUAUGAAGAUGCCAGCCUGAUUUGUUCACACUAUCAGAGUAUAAAGAGUGAAGACAGAGGGAUGUCCCGGAAGCCGGAGGACCUUUAUGUGCGGCGUCAGACGGCACGGAUGAGACUGUCCAAGUACGCAGCAUACAACACUUACCACCACUGCGAGCAGUGCCACCAGUACAUGGGCUUCCACCCCCGCUACCAGCUGUAUGAGUCCACCCUGCACGCCUUUGCCUUCUCUUACUCCAUGCUAGGAGAGGAGAUCCAGCUGCACUUCAUCAUCCCCAAGUCCAAGGAGCACCACUUUGUCUUCAGCCAACCUGGAGGCCAGCUGGAGAGCAUGCGACUGCCCCUCGUGACAGACAAGAGCCAUGAAUAUAUAAAAAGUCCAACAUUCACUCCAACCACUGGCCGUCACGAACAUGGGCUCUUUAAUCUGUACCAUGCAAUGGAUGGUGCCAGCCAUUUGCAUGUGCUGGUCGUCAAGGAAUACGAGAUGGCGAUUUAUAAGAAAUACUGGCCCAACCACAUCAUGCUGGUGCUCCCCAGUAUCUUCAACAGCGCUGGAGUUGGUGCCGCCCAUUUCCUCAUCAAGGAGCUGUCGUACCAUAACCUGGAGCUUGAGCGGAACCGGCAGGAGGAGCUGGGGAUCAAGCCGCAGGACAUCUGGCCUUUCAUCGUGAUCUCUGAUGACUCCUGCGUGAUGUGGAACGUGGUGGAUGUCGACUCUGCUGGGGAGAGAAGCAGGGAGUUCUCCUGGUCGGAAAGGAACGUGUCUUUGAAGCACAUCAUGCAGCACAUUGAGGCGGCCCCCAACAUCACGCACUACGCCCUGCUGGGCCUGCGGAAGUGGUCCAGCAAGACCCGGGCCAGCGAGGUGCGAGAGCCCUUCUCCCGCUGCCACGUGCAUAACUUCAUCAUCCUGAACGUGGACCUGACCCAGAACGUGCAGUACAACCAGAACCGGUUCCUGUGUGACGAUGUAGACUUCAACCUGCGGGUGCACAGCGCCGGCCUCCUGCUCUGCCGGUUCAACCGCUUCAGCGUGAUGAAGAAGCAGAUCGUGGUGGGCGGCCACAGGUCCUUCCACAUCACGUCCAAGGUGUCCGAUAAUUCCGCGGCGGUCGUGCCGGCCCAGUACAUCUGUGCCCCGGACAGCAAGCACACCUUCCUCGCGGCGCCCGCCCAGCUCCUGCUGGAGAAGUUCCUACAGCACCACAGCCACCACUUCUUCCCGCUGUCCCUGAAGAACCAUGACCACCCAGUGCUGUCUGUCGACUGUUACCUUAACCUGGGAUCUCAGAUUUCUGUUUGCUAUGUGAGCUCCAGGCCCCACUCUUUAAACAUCAGCUGCUCGGACUUGCUGUUCAGCGGACUGCUGCUGUACCUCUGUGACUCUUUUGUGGGAGCUAGCUUUUUGAAAAAGUUUCAUUUUCUGAAAGGUGCGACCUUGUGUGUCAUCUGUCAGGACCGGAGCUCACUGCGUCAGACGGUUGUCCGCCUGGAGCUCGAGGACGAGUGGCAGUUCCGGCUGCGCGAUGAGUUCCAGACCGCCAAUGCCAGGGAAGACCGGCCGCUCUUCUUUCUGACCGGACGACACAUCUGAGGAAGACAGCGGCGAGUUUUCUGGAAGAGAUGAGUGCUCAGAGCCCUCAUGCUGUUGAGGCUAAAGGGAGGCCUGGAACUCUGGGGUGUUUGACUGGAAUGGACCCCAGGGACUGUCUGCAGCGCAGCCCCUCAUAGUACACGUGGGCCCCUGAGGCUGUGGUCCUGGGAACCAGGAAAAGACUCCGCAAUGGGUGGGAAUGAAAACUUGAGACUCCCAAGUUCUGGGCCAGCCCAUUGCCCACGGCUGUUUUAAAGCCUGUUUCACGAGGAACAAAUAUUUGCUUCCUGUCCUGACAUUCGUGUGCUUCCAUGGACAAACCUAAUUUUUUUCUCUUAGUUCUAAAGAAUCUUGGGUUAUUUUGUAGCAGUGCCAGUAUUUCAGUAGAUGGGAUUUCAGCCAAGUAGGUUCCCCUGUAACCUCCUACAAAGCAAUAUUCCAAAGGAACAUUUUAACUGUAAAGGCUGGAGACAAGAAAAAAUAAGUAGAUCGUUUUAAUAAGAAUUAUUUAAUUGCCUGUAAGUUUGCUGUUUCAGAGGCUAGCCCAAAGGCAUCAAAUUUAAUAAAGUUAAACAAAUUGAUUUACUUCAGAGCAAAUAUGAUCCUAUUAAAAUAAUGUAGGGUAAAUACCCUACCUCUUAGAAAGGGCAAAAAUGCAAAGAAGCUUUCUUUAAAACUAAAAGGGUUUUUUUUGGGGGGGGGUGUUGGGGAGGAGGAAACGAGGCUAACAGAGGUUGACCUAAAAUUUGCCUUACAAAGGAGAAAGGACCACAUUGCUUACUUGAAACAAACAAUGAAAACAACCAAAAAACAAUGAAAACAACCAAAGUGAUAUAUAAAAUAGUUGAUGAGAACUAGACUUAUGACUGUAAUUUACUAGAGUUUAGUUUUCAGUUCCUGAAGUAGCUCAUUUUCUCUUACUGAUGUUUGGUUCCUCAGGAAGAAUCUCGCUUGACUAGAGAGGAGGUGGGAACAGAAGAGAGGAGGCAGGGAGAUGGAUUUCUUAGGGCUCACCCCUUCACAGGCUGACAGAAUGGUUUUUUUUU
Messenger RNA from Mandrillus leucophaeus (drill), 6853 nucleotides. It is a transcript of the gene GREB1, whose product is annotated as growth regulation by estrogen in breast cancer 1. NCBI's taxonomy places the organism in Eukaryota, Metazoa, Chordata, Mammalia, Primates, Cercopithecidae. The record is from RefSeq and is a predicted model, not a curated record. Gene Ontology annotation, biological process: multicellular organism development. The transcript has 32 exons. Bases 285 to 5807 code for a protein of 1840 amino acids.